CUCUCUCCAUCAUUGAUUUAUUCAAAAAUAGAUAAAAUAAUAAUAACUAAAAAGAAAAUUGCAGAAUUCAACGACCGACCGCUGCUGCUUCCUCCUCUUUUUCCUCAUUCCUCAUUUAUUAGAUCCAUCUUUUUGCUCUUUCCUGCGAUCUGGGUUUAUUUUUGAGGAAUUUGUGGAAAAAAAAUUAAAUACAUCUAAAUCAGAUGGCCGCUCCACCCGCCAGAGCUCGAGCCGAUUAUGAUUAUCUCAUCAAGCUUCUCUUGAUCGGUGAUAGCGGUGUGGGUAAGAGUUGCCUUCUUUUGCGUUUUUCUGAUGGUUCUUUCACCACCAGUUUCAUUACUACCAUCGGGAUUGAUUUCAAGAUAAGAACUAUUGAGCUUGACGGGAAAAGGAUCAAACUGCAAAUAUGGGAUACUGCUGGACAAGAGCGAUUUCGGACUAUCACAACUGCUUACUAUCGUGGAGCAAUGGGUAUAUUGCUGGUGUAUGAUGUUACUGAUGAGUCAUCUUUCAACAACAUUAGGAAUUGGAUCAGAAACAUUGAACAGCAUGCCUCUGACAAUGUCAACAAGAUAUUGGUGGGAAACAAGGCUGACAUGGAUGAAAGCAAAAGGGCUGUUCCUACCUCCAAGGGUCAAGCACUUGCUGAUGAAUACGGAAUCAAAUUUUUUGAGACCAGUGCUAAGACAAACAUGAAUGUGGAGGAGGUUUUCUUCUCAAUUGCCAGGGACAUAAAGCAAAGACUUGCUGAAACUGACUCAAAGACUGAGCCUCAGACCAUAAAAAUUUCCCAACCAGACCAGGCAGCUGGAUCUGCCCAAGCUGCUCAAAAAUCAGCCUGCUGUGGUUCUUGAGCAAAACCCUGUGAUUAAAGAUUGGCUGGCCAGAUAUGCCCCUAAAUUGACCAUUUUGACCGAGGAACUAGUCUUUGUUAUGACUAUAUCGGUGUUGCUUGUAUUGCUAUCCCUCAUUAUUUUUAGAAGAUGCUAGACAAUUGUGUUUUAUUGGCAGAUCUUCAUUAAAGGAAUUGAUUAGUAUAUAUAAGUCUUUGUUAUGAACUGUACUGAGUUGAACCUCAAGCCACUGAAUUGCAUUUUAGUUUGAAAAAAGUUUCUUCUAUUUGUUUC
Messenger RNA from Sesamum indicum (sesame), 1127 nucleotides. Its product is annotated as ras-related protein RABE1c. NCBI's taxonomy places the organism in Eukaryota, Viridiplantae, Streptophyta, Magnoliopsida, Lamiales, Pedaliaceae. Gene Ontology annotation, molecular function: GTP binding; GTPase activity. The record is from RefSeq and is a predicted model, not a curated record.